This is a messenger RNA of Procambarus clarkii (red swamp crayfish), 798 nucleotides long. Its product is annotated as nuclear transcription factor Y subunit beta-like. The record is from RefSeq and is a predicted model, not a curated record. NCBI's taxonomy places the organism in Eukaryota, Metazoa, Arthropoda, Malacostraca, Decapoda, Cambaridae.
AUGGUAGGGAGAGGCGAUGAAAGUAAUUAUCAAAAGAAGGCACCAAGCAGGGAAUAUUGCACUGGGGACGGCCACGAGACGCAACAACUAUCUAACAAGACGCAACAACCAUCUAACAAGACGCAACAACCAUCUAACAAGACGCAACAACCAUCUAACAAGACGCAACAACCAUCUAACAAGACGCAACAACCAUCUAACAAGACGCAACAACUAUCUAACAAGACGCAACAACCAUCUAACAAGACGCAACAACUAUCUAACAAGACGCAACAACCAUCUAACAAGACGCAACAACCAUCUAACAAGACGCAACAACCAUCUAACAAGACGCAACAACCAUCUAACAAGACGCAACAACCAUCUAACAAGACGCAACAACCAUCUAACAAGACGCAACAACGAUCUAACAAGACGCAACAACUAUCUAACAAGACGCAACAACCAUCUAACAAGACGCAACAACCAUCUAACAAGACGCAACAACCAUCUAACAAGACGCAACAAUCAUCUAACAAGACGCAACAACCAUCUAACAAGACGCAACAACCAUCUAACAAGACGCAACAACGAUCUAACAAGACGCAACAACGAUCUAACAAGACGCAACAACUAUCUAACAAGACGCAACAACCAUCUAACAAGACGCAACAACCAUCUAACAAGACGCAACAACUAUCUAACAAGACGCAACAACCAUCUAACAAGACGCAACAACCAUCUAACAAGACGCAACAACCAUCUAACAAGACGCAACAACUUUCUAACACGCCACAAAAACUUUCUAACAAGAUAUAA